Lymnaea stagnalis (great pond snail) is the source of this 18421-nucleotide messenger RNA. The record is from the annotation of a GenBank genome assembly. Lineage: Eukaryota; Metazoa; Mollusca; Gastropoda; Lymnaeidae.
AGGACUGUUUGACGACCAAUGUACGAUGCUUUGGGCUGCCUGACGCCAUCUCACAACAUCCACCCGCGCAUCAAUCAGGUCAUCAAUUCUACCCAAAUCUGGAUUGCUAGCUCUUUUGUCGAUAUGACCAACAGAACAUGUUUUGUCUGAAUUGGAUAAUUGGUGUCUUUGAAGUUUCCACAUUUUAACUUGAACUCCUUGACACAUUGAACACGGUUUUGUGUUUGUCAUGCGACCAGUAGACUCGAGUAGACAGAGAUGGAAGAGGAUAGAUAUAGAAAGAAGAGAGUAGAUUUAGAUAGAAGAUGGUAGAUAAAGCUAAAAGCAGCAAUCUUUUGAAAUCUACGUAACCAUUGCGAGAUAAUAUGAUAACGAAUUUAUAUGAUAGUUUGUUUUUUUUUUAAAGUUUUUGAAACCAGUUCAUAAAAGUCGUCUAAGACAGACCAAGAUACGAUCUUGAAAAAAUGUAUGUGGACCAAAUCUUGUGAUACUACUUUGAAGUUUAUUUUAUUUUUUGACUAGAGCAAUACAUAUAGCUGUAUAUAUUCCUUUGGAAAUGCAAACAUAUGAUAUUGGCUUUUAUUAAAAAAAAAGAUUACAAUUCCUUUAAAAAGUUUCAAUUUAGUCAUUAUUGUCAGUAUGAUGAGGAACAGCCCCGCGCCUAUAGGAUCGCAUGUAGCCUAUCAGACAACACACCAACAAAACCAAUUCUCCCAACACGUUGGCCACAAUUCAAACACGUCACGUGAGCGUCCCAUCAAACAUGGCGACCAUUUUUCAUCCAAUCAGCUUGUAGCUUACAACCACCCUUCACCAUCUUCCACCGCACCGGAUAUCAUACAGCCACAUCACGUGACACGCGGAGCUUUGGAUUUCUCUUCGAGCAAGAAGUGCGGCUCUCAUGCCACGCAGCACCUGCCGCAAAGAAAUCAUCAACCGUUUGAAUUUUUUUCCCAGAGUCCACUUAACCAUAGCCGCGACCGGCCUGAUUCUGGGCACACAUCUCCACCAUGGUACAACACAUCCAUGUCGUCAGCAGUACCAACAUCUCCGUUUCCGUCGGUGAGAAACAGCCAUCGCGAUUCGUCGUCAAGCAGCUACUCCUCACACAGCACCGUUGCCAUGGACGCCUCAAAUCAUCAAGUUUACUCGAAUGACGAGAGUUUCUUCGAAGAACAGGAAAAUCGUGCCUGCGGUGGAGCAUACCCAAAUGACAAUGGUGAAACCGUUUAUUUAAACGAUGCUUUAGAUUCGAAUGGAUACUUGAUCUCAUCUCGAUCCCCGUCAGUCCCAUACAAUGAAAACUUGCAGCAGAGAACGCCCCACCACGAAGGCGCUUACAACAGGCGAGCUAAUGACUUUGAGACAGCGCCGAUUAGCAGCGGCAUUGCGAUUGAUAGCAAAGACAUCCGAGAGCGUUGUGACGCAAUCAAAUUUACCGAGGGCUUGGAUUACAACGUCGAUCCAAUCAAAUGCGAAAGUUCCGACUACAGCGACGCCAGCAACGAACCGUAUUGCAGCAACCCGUCGUCGGUGUCUGCCGGACAACCGGCGUACAUCGGUCAACAGUGCUACAACAGUGACACCCACGGUCGUUGCCAGUCUUCGAACUCUUCAUCAUCAACCCCUCCUCAUUACAGCCCGUCUACACUUAUAACACCCGGGUCUAAUGGAGUCGACGCAAACAAACAUAAUGAGUACGAUAAUGACCAAAGAAGCCAAAAACAUUAUUCGAGUUCAAAUUCUGAACCCAAUGCUCGGCUCGAAAAGUUAAAAUCAUCGAAGGGCGCAAGGGGCGCUCAAAAUUUACCUCCUUGCAGAGUGUGCGGGAACAAGGCAUCUGGCUUACAUUUUGGCGUAAACACCUGCGAGGCGUGCAACGAGUUUUUCAGGAGGAGCCUCAAACGGGGCGCCUCUUACUACUGCACCAAGAAUCGGGAAUGCCAGGUGUACGGCAAGAAGCGAAACGCAUGCAGCUACUGCCGCUACCAGCGCUGCGUCGAGAUGGGCAUGUCUCGGGACGCCAUCAAGACCGGCAGGUACUCUCACAAGACGAGAACCGAGUACGCCAUGGAGGUGGAGGAGUUCAAACAGAAGGAGAUGCACCGGGCCGAGCAGGAGAAGUACGUGGUGCUGCUGGCAGAUUUGGUGAAAUAUCACGACAAGUACGUGAAGAACACCACGCGGGUACCCGCGGCAGAGCUCCUGAAGCAUCAGUCGGCGUACUUGAAUUUAUACAACACACAAAGGGAAAUUGAGCUCAGACACCCGCCGCUAAGCUCGAACAUGAUAAACAAAAAACUGUUGAACGGCUGGAGUCCAGAUGGCGAGGAUUUAUCGCUGACGAUGCACGACGUUGAGAUGACCGAGAAAUGGCUCAGGAACUACAUAAACUACGCCAAAAACGUACCGGGGUUUAAGGAACUCGCGCUCCCUGACCAAGCCUCGCUGGUUCGAGGAACAUGGUUCGAGUUUUGGUUCCUCGGGGCGUUCAGGGGCUACAACUCGGACAUGCGCGUCGUUUACUACCCGAACGGACGGACGUUCCAUGAGGAGGAAAUCGUCAAGGUGUUCGGCAAGGAGUACACGGAUUUCUCGUUCAGCCUCGCGGAUCGGAUGGUGACGCUGGACGUGACGCCGGAGGAGAUGGUGCUGAUCAAGACGGUGUGCCUGACGUUCCCGGACCGGACGCCGCUGCAGAACAAGGACGCCGUGGAGCGGAUGCACUGGAUGAUGGUGUCCUGUCUGUUGCACACGCUCGAGAAGAAUCGACCCGGGGACUCCGCGAUAUUCCCGUUGAUCGUCAGUAAGCUGGUGGAGCUGAGGUGAGUAAACAACUUUUGAUAUAAUAUUUUUGAACAGUUGCGUCCCGAGAAGCUGCACUCAAUCUAUGAAGCAUGUUAUUUACUAGUGAUGACUUAUUUUUUCAUAUUCAACUGAAACAUUAAAUGUGAGAAUAUGAAGUGACAAGUGAAGAAGAAAAGAAAAUAAGGUCAAACAUCCAAAAUGUAUAUUAUUUAUUUUUAUUUAAAGGAACGUUUUAUUUUUAAAUUAUAUAUAUUAAAUAUAUAUAUAUACAUAUAUUAGCCAUAAAUGUAUUUCUCAACGCUAUUUAAACUGAAUUUUUUGUGAAUACGACAGAAAAAUAUGAGCCAUUAACAAGUGGCAGUAGCAACAUUGAACAGGAUAAAAGUUUUAGCCCAUUUUAAACAAGAAAAUUAAAAAAAAAAAUAUAAGAGGCGGAGCCGACUAAUCCAAUAUUAAAAUUUUAUUUCUUCAAACGUAUUUCCCAAAAUAAUUUUACUAACCUUGAUACAAAGGUGUACAAACUUAAUUUGAAUAAUGCACAUCACACUUCAUUCGUUCCAUCCCAUCUCACGGGGGCCGUUCCUUAUUUAAAAAUAAACUAAUUUAAAUACGUGGCUUCUCAUUUUUGGGCAACAUAAGCAGCUUACCAGACAGUCUGUGAUUUGUGUGGCUCAGUGUCUGACGGUGCAAAUUGACAUGGCGGCCGUGAACCGGGUCUUAGUGUACAUAACCGACACACACUCUGGGCCCAAAAUAAACGCUGGAUGAAUUCAUUAAAGCGCUUUUAUUAUUAUUUUUUUAACUGCCUGUCAAUAAUGGUACUUUUAUUCGUUCACAUUACGCUCCGCUUUCAAGCUGAGAUAAAUUAUGUUAACAAAAUAUGUCCACAAAUUAUGUCAACAAAUUGAGUCGACAAAUAAUUUCAACAAAUUAUGUCAAGAAAUUAUGUCAACAAAUUAUUUCAACAAAAUAUGUCCAUAAAUUAUGUCAACGAAAUAUGUCCACAAAUUAUGUUAACGAAUUGAGUCCACAAAUAAUUUCCACAAAUUAUGUCAAGAAAUUAUGUCAACAAAUUAUGUCAACAAAAUAUGUCCAUAAAUUAUGUCAACAAAAUAUGUAAAAAAAUAUCGUAAACAAAAUUACGUCGAUAAAUUAUGUCGAUAAAUUUUGUCAUUAAAUUAUGUCAAAAAAUUAUGUUCUUAAGUUAUGUCAGCAAAUUUAUAUCAACAAAUUUUAUCAACAAAUUAGGUAACAAAAUAUGUACAUAAAUUAUGUUCAUUUCAAAGAAAUUUCCCCCACCUCCCUACCAUUUGUAAAAAAACUGUUAAAUGUUCAAGGACCUCCAUCACACCAACUAAAGCUGUAUGCCAUUAUUUACCUCUCCUUUGCAAAACACACAAAAAAAAUAAUUAAAAAUUAAAGCACUAAAUUUAAAGAAAAUGCAACUAAAAAAGUUCACAUGUUUAAGAAUUUUUUAUUGGUCAGUUCGUACAAUUUGGAAAAUUUUGACUAACAUUUUAUAUUGAAAAUAUUCAAUAACCUUUUUUCAAAAAAUAAUAAUAAAAGAAUUACUAUUAUUACAAGACUAAAAAAUGAAAUGUGUAUACAUUUUAAAAUAAUAAAAAUAUUUUUUUUCUUAAAUCUCAUCUGAACUUCUCAUGGACAGUUCAAAUGUUCGUCUGUAGUGAUAAUGUGCUAUAACUAUUCUAUAACUGCCAUCAUCUGGGGGAACGGUCUUUCAUCCUGAGAUUAACCCUUAUGUGCUUGGAACGUCCGAGUCUUCAACGUUUAAAAUAAUUGCCAUGUCCCCUUUCGGUCUUUUCUGUCUUUGGGAAGACACUUGUAUUUUAGGAAUACAAACACACACCAAAAAAAAAAAACAGAAAAAAAAACCGAAAUUGAGCGAAACAAAGAACGGGGAAAACUUGGAGAAAAACAAAAAAGACGCAACAAAACAACGAGCGUGUCGCCAAAAAGCCUUCGUCAGCGAAACAAACAAUCGUGAACAUAGAAUUAGUAUUUAACAAAAAAAUAAAAAGGGAAAUAAAAAGAAAAAAAAAAGGGGGUGGGGAAAAAAAAAAAAAGAAGAAAAAAAAGAAAACGCUUUGUAUCUGAGUGGACUUUUUAUUUCUCCCUCAUUUAUUUUAUUACUAACCUGAUACCAGUAUCUACCCCCCCCCCCCCUUUCCUCUUUUAAAAAAAAUUACUAUAUAUUAGGAAUAUAAUAAGCAGAUGCUAGCUUUUCAUACUUAGGCCCCUCUUAUCAUUUCAAAUUAUUAUGCUGUUAUUUAUAAUUGUAUACAAUUGUUAUACAAUUAGAAUUUCUAUUUUUACUUUUUAAAUCGUUAUUUAUUUAAAAAAACAAAAAACAAUGUUAUUCACGUCUAUUGACCCCCUCCAAACCCCAACGUGUCAUUAAUUAUCAAACGGUGUCCAUUGCCCUCCACCACCCCCUUCCCCUUAUUUUGUUGACGUACUUUAUGGAGGCCCGGUAAGAAAACAAAAGACCUGCAAAAACCCAGUUGAAGAGUCUGCUCCAAGUGCGCCCGGCCGUGUGUCAACAAGGCCACAACGCAGCCUUCUGGGGCGCUAGGUGCCGCCGUCGGCAUGUUUGACCCAGAUUUGAAACUCGUGUCAUUAAAUCAGUGGAUCGGGGCCGAACCUGGAAACGGCGACCAACUGCAAACAAUGACACGGCUGAACAUUGCACUCGCCGUGGAAGCGCUGGGUGUGGGGAGUGGGUUGGGUGGUGAAUGGUGUCGUGGGUGGGGGGGGGGGGGGGGGGGGGGGGGGGGGGGGGGGGGGGGGGGGGGGGGGGGGGGGGGGGGGGGGGGGGGAGCUGGGAGUGGGAGUGACGCAAGGACGUCGUCACGAACGUUCAGUGGUAAAAUUCGAUACCAACACUAAGAAGUCACCUGCAUCACACUUUGGUGUGACAGUUUUGUUAUAGUGGCAGCCAAACUGCAGAAUUAUUGAAUGGUGCAGAGCUUGUGAUGCAGUAGUUCUCAAAUUUUCUAGCGCCCUGGCCUAUUUAUAACAUUUAUUAAGAUGUGGCGGCUAGCAACCUGGAUUAUGUAAUGCAUUUUGAGGUUGUAUGCAGUGUGUUGAAAAUGAAGUGACAGUUAGUGUGACGACAGUAAGUUUGGUGAAACUAAGUUUAGUGACAGUUAGUGUAGUGACAGUAAGUUUGGUGACAAUGAGUGUAGUAACAUUAAAUGUAGUGACAGUAAGUUUGAUGACACUGAGUGUAGUGACAGUUAGUGUGAUGACAGUAAGUUUGCUGACACUAAGGGUAGUGACAGUUAGUGUAGUGACAGUAAGUUUGGUGACACUGAGUGUAGUGACAAUAAGUUUGGUGAUACUGAGUGUAGUGACAGUUUGUGUAGUGGCAGUAAGUUUGGUGACACUGAGUGUAGUGACAGUAAGUGUAGUGAAAGUAAGAGCAGUGACAGCAAAUGUAGUUGCAGUAAGUUUUGUGACAGUAAGUGUGGUGAUAGUUAGUCUGUAUUGACAGUAGUGUGAUGACCGUAAGUGUGGUGACAGCAAGCGUGGUGAUAAUAUGUUUAGAGACAGUGUGUGCAGUAGGCAGUUUUUUCCGUCCUAUCUUUUGAAAAUAUUGCACACAACAUAAUCAUUAAAAAAUUGAGGCAACAUCGCCAAUCAAUCCAAAUGACACCUAAAACACAUUGUUGUACAAAAAAGAAAAAAAUACACUUCGACCAACAGUUUGCAAUUCUUAAAGUUUUCAAGAGAGCCCUUGUUUACACGACACCCGAAGGGCUCGUUGCCUACAAGCUGAGAACCACCUGUGUACAGAAAGCAAGUAGAAAACUAUAAGGAAACUGUCGGCACUAAAAAUGUGUUCACACAUAAACGGUUGUGUAAAAAAAAAAAAACAAGGCCCCGGGGGGGGGGGGGCGCUGCAUUAAAGAAUACAUGUUAAAGAAUCAAUUUUAUUUUGAAUUUUUAAGAUGAUGGGAGCGCCAAUAAAUAAUAGGGAAGAUCACGCAAUGGACACACGUCCUUUUUGAAGUAGACAUUUUUAAAAAUAUUAAUCUUAUUUAAAAAAAAAAAAAUAUCUUCCUUUCAUCUUUCCCGGUAUAUCACCAGACUACUACUGCCUUAGGGUAACGGCUGAAACAAACAAAAUAAGUCAGUUUGUAAGGGGAAUGUGUAUACCACUGUCAAAUAUCGAUCUUAAAGUGAAAUAAAUUGAGGAUUCAAUCAGUCUGAAUAAUACCGAGUUAACAAGUUCGAUUUAAUAUAGUGAGUGCGCAUAGAGCAUAUGUCUUAUAAAUUUAAAAGCGCCCCCCCCCCCCCCCCCCAUUUUUUGGGAACAUAUAUUUGUGACCGUGUCACAAAAUAGUGUCACAGAAUCGUGUCAUAUAAUCUUUUCAUAGAAUCUUAUCAAAGAAACUUGUCACAGAAACUUGUCACAGAAACUUUUUUCAGAAUCGUGUCACAAAAUCGUGUCAAAGAAUCGAAUCUUGUCUCAGAAUCGAGUCACACAUUUUUGUCACAGAAUCGAAUCACAGAAUCGAGUCAUAGAGUCUUAUCACAGUAUCAAGUCACAGAAUCGAGUCAUAGAGUCUUAUCACAGUAUCAAGUCACAGAAUCGAGUCAUAGAGUCUUAUCACAGUAUCAAGUCACAGAAGCGAUUCACAUAAUCUUGUCACAGAAUCGAGUAACAGAAUCGAGUAGCAGAAUAGAGUCACAGAAUCUUGUCACAGAAUCGAGUCACAGAAUCUUUUCACAGAAUCGAGUCACAGAAUCGAGUCACAGAAUCGAGUCACAGAAUCGAGUCACAGAAUCGAGUCACAGAAUCGAGUCACAGAAUCGAGUCACAGAAUCGAGUCACAGAAUCAUUUAACAGAAUCGUGUAACAGAAUCGAGUUACAGAAUCAUUUAACAGAAUCGUGUAACAGAAUCGAGUUACAUAAUCGAGUUAUCGAAUCGAGUCUUUUCAGCUCUUCUCUUUGUUUUUAAGAGAGGACUAUUGGGCUUUUUAAGUUAGGGUAGGCCGCCUUUUAUAUGUUUGAUAUACAUCUAAAUAGGAGCCAAAAUGAUCAAUAAAUUGAUCGUGGGCCCUUAAGAUAUAGAAGAAGAGGAAGAUGAUUUUUUGUUAUUUCGUGAAAUGAAUUUUAAAUUCUAACUAAAAUGAAAUUAUAUAUUUUUUUAACACUUACAUUAAAAUACCUUGAUUCAACCAUCAAACAUUUAAUAAGGUCAUAUUGUGAUAUAAAAUCUUACACGCAGACACAAAUGCAUGCACACAAACAUACAUUCACCAUAGCAACAUGACAUUCCUCUGAUGCUGCCAUCAUGAAGCCCAUAGCCCCCACGGGAUGCCCAGUUCACUCAUUCUUAUGUACAGCACCGGCUCGAGGAGGGAGAGGCCCCUUGUUGAUAAACACUGCGCGCUCAGCUCCUGGCAAACGUGCCCAUUACAACGCUUAGAAAUCUCGCCCCAAGCAUCCCUUAUAAUAGAUUGGCAUUUGUUUAAAACGUGUCAAAUGCUUUGCAGUUUGAAUUAGGCUUAAAGCACGUCUGACUGAUAGCAUAGCUAUGAAUAUCUUCAAACCUUGCUGAGUCAACUAAAUGCUACUUAUGAUAAUAAGGUUGGAGGGACUGCAAUGAAGUUAGAACAAAACAUUUUUUUUUUCGUUUAAAUCAUUUAUAGGCAUUUUUUAUUAUUUUAUUUUAUAUUAAUCUUCUAAUGACCCAUCCGCUUCUCCACCACAAAUUUAUUUCGUGUAAUUAGUGUUAUCAUUUUUUCCUUCAUCUUCCCCCCUUGAAAAAAACAACAACAGCUGAUAUUUUGGGUGUUGUGUUUGAAACUUUGAUAAAAUGUGUUGUCAAUGGCAACGCGUCUAGGUGCCAAGUCUCAGCUCGUUAGGUUGACGGAAAGUGGAUCAGUUAGCCGUCCUAAAGACACAAAAGCAAAGUUAACGAUACAAGUCAUUUUAAAAAUGGAAAUCAGUGGAUCAAGGUAGAGAGAGACCUGAAAGAAAAGAAUGCAAGAGAACGACGCAUCAGCGGGAGAGACUUGAAGUUGACGAGUUUAACCUAAGUCCUCAUUUCCAAAAGUUCCGUAAACUUGACGGCUGCGGCAAUUAUAUUUGAAGAAAUUUUGAAACCAUCAAGCGUGUUAUAUCGUAUUUAACGACCCCCUUCAUUUCAAAUCUAUCGAAAAGACUACACAAAAUAAAUGGGUGGGACUGCCAUAAAGCAUUUAAGUAGAUUAUUGAGACACAAGCAAUACAAAGUAGUCAAGUCUAUAUGUCUAAAUACCACUAACGCUUCCGUCUGGCGCACAUGUCUUGAAUGCCCAGUUUACAAGAUCAAAUUUCCGUCAAAUUUGAUUUAAAUUUGCGUCAAAUUUCUUUUUGAACGCACUUUGUAGUAAAAUAAAGUAAUGCGUUCAAAAAGAAGUUUGACCAACAUUUAACGAAAAUUUGAUCGUUUGAUCAAUAACAUUCCCGAUAACUGCAUUUGACGUGAUUCUUACAAAUACCGCAACUGCGUUUGGUGCACGGUAUUUUUACGGGAAUAGUUGGUGUAAUAAACCCGUGGUUUACAAGAGGGAGGCACAUUAGAAUAUAAAUUAGUUCAGGUACUGUGGCGUGCCCGGUGGGGGAGAAGGGGUGGCAAGAACAGGGAAUCUUAUCAAAUAUUAAACACCAAGCGCGUUUGCGGUAUUUAAAAAAAAAAAAAAAAAAUGGCGUGCCCGGUGGGGGAGAAGGGGUGGCAAGAACAGGAAAUCUUAUCAAAUAUUAAACACCAAGCGCGUUUGCGGUAUUUAAAAAAAAAAAAAAAAAAGAACUCGUUUUGAGCAGUUGUCGGAAUUUUAAUUCGCACGCUGUUGAAACUUAGCGUUGCUGACAGAAAUGUUUCCGUAGAGAAUUAUGUGUGUUGACCAUUCUUUGCUGUCAAUCAGCAGUCACAACUUUAAGACAUUAAGACAUUAAGACAUUAACAGAUAAUACUAAAUAUCCGAAUGUUUCUAAAGUUACGUUUAAGAGACGGCUCACAUGAAUCAACGCCACUUUCAGAGCAAGAUGGUUCUCUAACGUUAGCCUCUCCAAGUUUGAGUAACAUUCCCCAUCAAUUUACGUUGAUUAUGCCUGUCGACCUAUUUACUUGUUGUGUAGAAGCUUUUCUUUUCUCUAUGAAAAUGUUUGAAUGACGCAUCAUGACAUAAUAGUACAUUGUUUUGUGACCUUUCUCUGUGUAUUACGAAAUCUUAUUGGGGAUUAACAUUUGUUUAUAAAAGUCUCUAAUUAAAACAGAAAUUCAAUCACACUUAAAAAAAAUAUAUAUAUUCUUGAAUUGUUUAAUGCAGGUUUGUUUGCACAACUCAAAAUGUAAGUGGGAGGGGGGAGUCGUAAUACUUUAUGAACAGCUUGUGCGGGCCCUAAUACUUUAUGAAAAAAAACUUGUGCAGGCCGAAAGAUUAUAGGACAGCAGGGAAAGCUCUAAUGAAAAUAACAGUAAUUAAGAAUAUUUCGUUACUUGGCGGGUCGUAUGUUGUGCAGGCGGGCCGUAUGUUGUGCAGGUGGGCCGUAUGUUGUGCAGGCGGGCCGUAUGUUGUGCAGGCGGGCCGUAUGUUGUGCAGGCGGGCCGUAUGUUGUGCAGGCGGGCCGUAUGUUGUGCAGGCGGGCCGUAUGUUGUGCUGGCCUGGUUUAAUGAUAUGUUGUUAAAGGAAAUUGGGUAGUGUUAUCCGAGACAUUUUUUUUUUUCAAAUUAAUUUUUUUAGAAGUUGAAGAAAAAAAUAAAACUCAUUGGAAAAAGCUUCAUUUUCCUUAUAUGAUAACUGAUUCAAACGACAUAUUAAUGCAUUAUUAAUGUAUAAAUACGUUAUUAUACAGUUAAUUGUGUGCUUCUUUGAUUCUUUUUUUUUCUUUAAAUUUAAAAAAAAAAUCUUAUUAAAAUCUUAUUAAAAUCUUAUUAAAAUUGUGUGUUUCCUUUUUUUCUAUCGUUUAGAACUCUCACGGACAUUGCCAUGAGGGCCCACAAGAGCGCCAUCUACCAGGAUGUCCUCAAGGAGAGCCCACUGCUGAGUGAAAUGGUGGACACGAAGACCAUAUACGUCAACGCUGACCCUCACGGAAAAAGUGUGUCGAGAACGUUGGUGAACAAUAUACCUGGGUGACACAAUGUAAGAAACACAAUAUACCGGGCUGACACAAUGUGGGACACACGAUAUACCGGAGUGACACACUGUAGGACACACAAUGUCACCGAUCUUAGAGAACAUCAUCAACACGCCGCCAUUCGUCACGUGACGGAAUCGAAUUUUGUAUUCUUAGACAUGAAAAGACAACUGCGUUAGAAAAAAAAAAUGUUUGAAAAAGGGGCAAUCUGUUGCCGGUCCAAUGAGAUGCAUUUCGAUUCCAAACUACGAUGAUAAUAAAUAUAGACUUCGAAACUGCUUAUCCCUUUCAUGAAGUUUUGACUUGCCAAAUGCAUUAGCACAAUUUUCGUUUCUUCCUUACACUCUGAUAUGAAUGUGAUCGAACCGUCUCAAAGACGAAGCAACAAAAAAAUACAGCUAUUUUUGUACAUCUUUGAAAAAAUACCCGUUGACUCUUUUUAAAGUCAUGCUACACUUUGAGAAUAUAAUUCACUAUAAGUUACUUUUAUUCCAAACAUAAAUCAGCCUUGUUUAAAAUCGCAAUACCAGCCAGAGGCUACCAUGGGCGAAAAGUAUUCAUAACGUGUGGCGGUGGAAGACGAACAACUGAAUGACAAGAUGCACAACAUGUGCUGUCGUCUCGUGGAGCUUUUUGAAUAUUGACAUGUCUCAGGUGGGAAAUAAAAGAUUCCCGAGCUGCCCAGACCGGCACCUGGACUACCAUAUGGUUUGUGUACAAUCACCUUGAGGGAAAUUAGAAAGGAUGUCAGGCUCGGGUGUCUGGCUAAUCUGUUAUACACAAGUCCUACACAUUCGUUACUGACAUGAAACAGAUGUGACAAGGUGAAUGUCUCUCGAAUGGAGGCUACACCUUGUGAGACUGCACACAUUAGGCCGAGUGUAACUUAGUUGCCGAAAUAAAGUAUCAAUAUGAAGAUACAAUUCUCUAUUACAGUAAUUUAGUGUAGAGUUUCUUAGCCGGGAGGUGUGCCACUUGUUCUAUAAAUAACCUCAGGUAAUCUAUGUCAAAGCAACUUAAUUGCUCAGAGCUGGAGCGAGCUAUUUAUAGAUUUGGUUGCCUCGUUUCGUUUUUCUUUUAAAUUAUUAUUUUUUUUUCUGUUGGCAGCAUGUUCAGUUUGUACAAUUCCAUCACAAUUUUUUUUGUAUGUUUUUUCUUAUGUUAGAAUUUUCUUUCUUGGCUACCGAUACUAAGUAGACAACAACUAAAAUUCCACCAGCUUUCACGUGCAUCACAAUAGGUGGUUAAUGUAUGAUAUUUUGGUUGGGAUUUCAACACCAGUAAAUCUACUGUUCAUUAAGUAUCUGGAUGGGAUUGCAACCCAGCCUGCGAAUGUACAGAUCACCAUGAAAAGGCCCUGUGUUGGUGUAAAACCCAGCCGGCGAAUGUACAGAUCACCAUGAAAAGGCCCUGUGUUGGAGUAAAACCCAGCCGGCGAAUGUACAGAUCACAACGAAAAGGCCCUGUGUUGGUGUAAAACCCAGCCGGCGAAUGUACAGAUCACCACGAAAAAGCCAUGUGUUGGUGUAAAACCCAGCCGGCGAAUGUACAGAUCACCACGAAAAGGCCCUGUGUUGGUGUCCAAUCCAGCCGACCAUGCACAGUAAUCACUCAUUAGAACUAUAAUAUAAUUAUCAACGUUGCUUUGUUGUCAACCACAUAAUAAUAUAUUCAUGUAAACGUCAGGAAGAUUCUUCUAUAUUUUUUGUGUGGAUUAGCUGACGUCAGAAGACCACUGUAACGAAAUAAUAUGCAUUGAUUGGACAAACAAAUUGCAUUACUCCGGUGUUCUUUAUAAUACAGAACAUACAAACAAAAUAUUUAAUUUAAUUAAUGAUAAAAAAAACAAAACUCAAAAAUAAGCUAUCUAAACUUAAAAGUUGGGCCAAGCCAUAUUCAGUAUUAAAAAAACCUCACACAUUUAAAUUGAUAAAUUGAUGGGAUUUGUAUCACCUUUUCAAGGUAUACAUAGAUUGUCGCCCCACACAUGUGUCUUGUAUACGUGUGUUGUGCCGACUGCGGUCCAUCCAAUUUCCAACCUAUAUGCGCUUCUCUCUCCAACGAUACCAACGCAUUACGGCUGUAUCAUUGAUUAUCAGGUAAUGUAACCGCUGUGAUAGUCUUAGCGAAAUAACCCGACGAGAUGUGCAGUUAUGAAGUCGUAUGACAGUGAUGUGGCUACGCUAACCUGUUAUCUCUAUAGUGUGCACACUAGGUUUAGCCGACCACUGCGAUUCAUAGAGUAAGGACAUGGUAUGUUAAGCCCUGGAUCAUAAUGACGAACACAGUGACGUUUCGGCAGAAAGCCUUCAUCAGCAAAUACAACAAUUUAAAUAAAAUAAAAUAAAAUCAGAGGUUGUCUGAGACAUAGAACGGACAGGAAGCUAUUCAAAUAAAACGCCUAGAAAACCUUACAUGUUUCACAGUUUCAAAUACCGUAUCAUCAUCAGUGGCACUACAGCCUAAGUAGGGCCCUGGCCUGCUCCACCAAUACAAGUCCCAUGGUCUCAUUAUUUCGUCCACAUGGCUUGAAUGCAGUUUCUAAUACAUUAAUCAUGAUUUGAAUGUGCAAGGAUGACGGCGCACAAUUGUCGGCGACUUAAACAGAUACGUCAUCAAUUCUCUUAUUAAAAUCUAAUCUUCUAAUUACCAAAUGAACGUAUGGGCUAAGAGCAGGAAAUGAAUAAGUACAAUGAACAAGGAUCGAGUUAUGCGCUACACAUUAAAAUUUAAUAGAUUCUUUUUUUUUUUCAAUUUGAAUAAUGGCGUCAUCUAAUUCUCUUAGUUUCUUUUCAAAUAAUAUGUUAGAGUUUUAUGAUCUACUUAAAUGUCAGAAAAAUGAUUUUGACCGGUGCACACGUCUAUAUUCCUCUGGUAUUCGGGACAGCUUUGAUACCGCUAUUUGAUAUUGACGGCAAUUUGCUUGCUGUCCCCUGACUUUGUCGGGUUUAGUUUUCACAAUUAAAAUGAAAAUAUUUUUACUCUUGUUUCUGUCUCAUCCACUAAUCUUGUAGGGCGAGGACUGAAAUGCAUAUCUUUUAUUAUAAGAGUUCAUUGUCUCUAUUUUAAACUAGAUAGAAGAAGGUUAUUCUGCAAAUGAACGUUUCUCAAAAUGUACUGAAAUGUGUACUUUUAAAAUAUGAUCCCAACAUUGUAUGUACCACCGUGUAUCACCAAUCUUAUGCUACAUUUGUUGUUGUUUUGUGUGUAUGUGUGUGACAAUGUAAUAUACCUCUUUUAAAAGUGUUACGAAUUUGAAACUCAUAAUUUUAUACUGUAUUUAGAGACAGCACGCAUAGUGAAACGAAAACGAAAGUGAACAUAACCAAGCAUUAUAAAAUACAUAUUAAACAUAACAAUUCAUUUUGGAAUAAACCGUUAUAAAUAUUUAUUUAACGGAUGCUCUAAUCUAAUUCAGCAAAUAAAAAGUGGACAUUUUAUUUUUUUACAAAUAUUUUAAAUUCACACACAAACAAUCUUUCAUACGAUCCCAGAAUAUAGCCUCUCAAAAUUGAGUUGUCGAUAAUGGAACAGGUGGAGAGAAAGCCACCACUAGCCAAUGACGGUGCCUACUUUUCUUGUUCUUUUGGGACAAUUUCAUACAUUCCGACUCGAUCAUUUAUUUAACCAACUCUAAAUUAAAGAAAUAUUGACUAAUCUAUACCUAAAUAAUAAUUUAAAAAAAAAAAAAAAAAAUUUCUCCCGACGAUAUUUUAAUUGACAAUUUCACUGGAGUAUUUUGUGUACAAUCACCCAAUUUAACAACUGUGGCCUACAUUUACCUUUAAGAACCUUCUUUUUUUUUUGUUUUGUUUAAUUGGUCCAUUUACUGCGAAAUGUCUGUAUUCCUGUUAUCAUGGGUGAGGUCUACGUUAGAUUCGAUCUCCACAGCUAACUUGUAGUAAGAUUGUUGCUGUGUUAAGUUUAUGCCAAGAAUUGGUGUUGAUGACAAUUUUUUUUCUUUAUACUAUAAAUGCAACGUUGUUUCAUUGCGGUCCUUAGACUUGGAAAAAAACAAUUCACUUCAGUAAGCAAUUUUAAUUUUAAUUAUUGCUUUAUUUCUAAUGUUGGUAGAUACUACUGCCACAAGGUGUCGAUGAAACUUCAAACAAAAAUAUAGAUGCAAUUCCAUUGUUGGUUGAAGAAUGGUUGUGUUGACAUUGCAAUUAAAUUUAGUGCCAGAUGUAGCAGUCCAACGUUUAACUGUUAUCUAGCAUACUUAACUUUAAAGCCCAUAUCAUGUACAUUAGACCUUUACAAUGAUUAUUGUUUUCUUUCUUUCUGUUGAUGAAAUUUUACCGGUGACCUGUACAAAGAUGUUAGUUGUAUUUUUUUUUACAACUGUUAUUGUUGUUGGCUUGAUUCAUCAUUGCAACACGCCUGUGAUAUUGUUGUAACUUUGGUGUCCAUUGUUGCCUAUGUCUGCAAGAAUUCCGGUGUUAAAAAUAAAUCAUUUUCGUGUCGCCUUUAUAUCCCGCACCACUUACUUGUCUUUCCGCGAAAGUAAGAUCGUUAUGUAAGAUCGUUAUGUAUGAUCGUUAUGUAAGAUCAUUAUGUAAGGUCGCUAAGUAGGAUCGUUAAGUUAGAUCGUUAAGUAUGAUCGUUAAGUAAGAUCGUUAUGUAAGAUCAUUAUGUAAGGUCGCUAAGUAGGAUCGUUAAGUUAGAUCGUUAAGUAUGAACGUUAAGUAAGAUCCUUAAGUAAGAACUUUAAGAGAGGUCGUUGAGAAAUACCGUUCGUUAAGAUAUUUUAGUAACAUCUGAUUGUUGUAGCAACUAUGUUAAAAUUGAUCUUUUGAAUUAUUCACUGGUAUCAAUGACUGGUCGGCUGGUAUCGAAAGUAGCAAGAGUGAAAGUCAAUUUUUUUAUAAGAAAAGAGUUUAUCUUUGAGUAACGGAAUGUCCGAUUCCACCUUUUUUUAAAAAAAAACUAGAAUGUGGAUUUUUCACUAUUUCAAAGACUUAUUUAAAGUUCAUUACCGGAAUUUUUAUUUGUAUCAACAUUUUGUUAAUGAACUUUGUGAGAGAAAUUUUCAUAAUUCUAUAUGAUUAUUAUCACAGUUUUAUUGCAAUAAUAUUAUUUGUCAUGAAUUAAAAUAAAGAUUUUUAAAAAAAUGUUAAUUAUAUUUUUCUGUCAUUCACCGGUGCAGAGCAGUCAGGAAAUGUUUCUCUAAUACUUAAUACGAUUUCUUUCACAAUCACACUUUCCUUGGGAAGAAAAUUUUCAAAAUUAAACUGAGCGAAAUUAUAAGUUUGUACCUUAGUUAUAACAUAACACUUCUGUAACAUGGGAUUCGCAUAUAUACAUAUACAUAUCAUCCCUCGUUACUUGAUAUAAAGUUGUGAUAUCGCCUUUUAAAAUAAUAAUUGCAAUUCUUUUUUUUUUUUUAAGAACCUCUUUUCCGGUUUUUAAAUGGUGAGCAGAUCUUAAUCAUAAAUGUCUUUAAAUAUUAUCGAUUUUAAUCUAAAUUGGCAAUAAUCAAUCACCUUUUUUCACAGGAUUAUUUGAUGAUGAUAAACCAUUUUUUUUUUUUUAAAUUGAAGAAAACAAAAAUUAAACAACAUUUCAAUUAUACGAGCUGCAAUUAGACAACUGAUUUUGUAAUAAAACUAUGUAGACCUGCACAUACAUUACCACCAAGGCGAAGGAUUCUAUUGUUUGGGCCUUUACUCCAAGUUUAAAUAUUAUCUUUGAUAUAAAAAAAAACCCACCUAUUACACAAGUGUUUUUGUUUCUUAGUCUUAUUUCAGAUAGAUUAAUUAGACAAGAACAAUUUGUUAAGCUUUAAUAAUAGUUAAACAUAAUACACAAAUGAACGUUUCGGCACAUGCCUUCAUCAGUACAACAACAAAACAUUUAAAGAAGUAUCAAGUAAUUGUACUUAGUUUUACAGGUUUCAAGUAAGGUUUUUACUUUAUUCGUAUUUAAAUGUAUUGUUGUUUUACUGAUGAAGGCAUGUGCCGAAAAGUCUGUUUUUGUAUUACGUAAGAUUAUCAAUAAAGACUAACAUAUAUUGUUCUAUUGACACGAAUUGUUCGUAUCAAAUUAAUCUAUGCUAAAGCCUUAUCGCGGUCCAACACUUUUAUAAUUAGUUAAUUUAGUUUUAUUUAAGCUUCCUGUUUCUUGUGAUCAUGCGCACUACAUAAUAUAUUAUUUUAAAAAAAUUGUUACAAGAAUAUACUAAUGGUUAGUGUAUGAGUAACCCUUGACAGUUUGAUAACCACUGCGAAAAAUCACGCGUGUGGGUGUGGGUGUGUGGGUGGGGGGAGUCGGUGCAGAACCGCAAUCUGUUGCACUCUUUCAUCCGUUAAACAUUACCGCUCGGACUUUUACUUCUUUACACUAACACGAGUUAUUGCUACUCGGUAGUGGCUGGAAACAAAUAAUGUCAUUGGAGACAUCUCUCAUUCAAUGUUAGACUUGAUGCAUGGGUUUUUUUAAAUUUUUUGUUGUUUUUUUUUCUUAGAAGAAUAAAAUCCAUUUCAUCAAAAGCGUCUUGACAACUUUUCAAUAAUGAGCUUGAGUUUCACAGAUUAUAUUAAAGGUGUUGGAUGGAUUGAUAUCAAUAUGAACAUCGACGUCAUUGCCCUCGAUGCCCUUAACAUUGCUAAAGUCUUUUGUUUGCUGCUUUGGGGAAAAAAAAUUAUACGGCAGUCUACAAUAAGCUGGACAAAGAGAGAAGGGUGGAGGAAAGGAAUAAAAAGAACUACAGCAAAUAUUUAGUUGCAUGCAUUCAAAAUAUUUUUUUGUUGUUAGCUGAGUUAAAAACAAGAAGGUUAAUUAUUUAAACAGUAAAAUGAAAUAUAUAAUUUUUUUUGGGGGGGGGUAUAAAUAUCAUAAUAAGACCCAUACAUUGUGAUUACAUGUAUGUGAUGUAUACUUAAUUUUGGGAUGUCGAAUAUCAGUAUUUAAAAAAAAAUAUAUAUAUAUAAUUGUUAUUAUGUUUUAAUAUAUAUAUUUUUGUUAGAAGCUACUUUUCACGGUCAUACAAUCUGUAAAGGUCUAAACCAAUUCUAAUUCAGGUCAACGCAAUUCAAUGAUACAUACACACAUUAUUAUAUGACGCAGUUACAAUUUGUAUUCAUUAUACUUUUCAUCGACUGUUUUGCUGUUCAACAAUGAGAAGACAUUGCUGGUCAUCGUUUUCACGGGUUGUGACUUCGUCUGGUCUACAUAAUUAAUAACGAGGGAUUCCCCAAAGCUUUUUAUAGCUCAGAGAUUCCGCAGUCUAAAUCUUGACAGGUGUGUUGUGAUAUUUUGUGUACGUAAUGUGCCGUUGCAGUAGUUUCUCGUCUGCUCUAACGCCUUUUAGACGUCACAAAGUUAUUGAUAGUGUUUACAUUGUUCAUUAAUAGGGUUAUCACUUUGCUUUGAUCAUAGACACAAAUCCACACACAUGGAAUUGACGUAUGAUGGGAUCGUGACGUCAUGAUAGCGACGUGUGUUUUCUGUGUUGCUUGGGG